CGCUCGGGACUCUUAUUAUGAAACGCGCCGCUGCUGUCACCUUCGCCGUCCUCAUGGCUGGAGAUUACAGCAGAUCUUCAGUUCAUUAACCGAGGAUCUUCAUCGGGCAGCGCAUCCUCAUCCUCAGAUUAAAGCGGCGAGGUCACGAGCACUUCCUCCGUUUCCCACAAUCCUUAGCUGCAGAUCAGUUGAAUGAAAGCGCUCGCUGUGAAGUUCUUCAUUUCGCUUUGGAUUACUGAUCUUCUCUUGGGUUUGUCUACGCGCAGAGGCACUCGUGGAGCUCAUGAAGACUGAACGGGAUGGGGACGGUGUGCUGGAAGAGAGCAGCUCACAGGAGCCUGAGCUCUACAGCCCUGCGUCUCCCGGCCCGCAGCAGGAGCCCAUCUCCACAUACUUCGAGGAGAAGGUUCCCAUCCCUGAGGAUGACAUGACUAAGCUGUUUAGCUUUCGUAAACUCUGGGCCUUCACUGGGCCGGGCUUCCUGAUGAGCAUCGCCUAUCUGGACCCUGGGAACAUAGAGUCGGAUCUUCAGUCUGGGGCUAGAGCGGGCUUCAAGCUGCUGUGGGUUCUGCUGGGUGCCACCAUCAUCGGGCUGCUGCUGCAGCGUCUGGCCGCUCGUCUCGGUGUCGUGACCGGGAUGCAUCUGGCCGAGGUCUGCAACCGUCAUUAUCCUACGGUGCCGCGGAUCAUCCUGUGGCUGAUGGUGGAGCUGGCCAUCAUCGGCUCUGACAUGCAGGAGGUCAUCGGCUGUGCCAUCGCCCUCAAUCUGCUGUCGGUCGGCAGGAUUCCUCUGUGGGCUGGAGUGUUGAUAACCAUCAUUGACACUUUCGUCUUCCUGUUUUUGGACAAGUACGGUCUGAGGAAGCUGGAGGCGUUCUUUGGGUUCCUCAUCACCAUCAUGGCCCUCAGCUUUGGUUACGAGUAUGUGCGUGUGGCUCCAGACCAGGCCGAGGUGCUGAAGGGCAUGUUUGUGCCGUACUGCAGCGGCUGUGGACCCACGCAGCUGGAGCAGGCCGUCGGGAUCGUGGGAGCCGUCAUAAUGCCUCAUAACAUCUACCUGCAUUCUGCUCUUGUGAAGUCACGAGACAUAAAUCGAGCAAACAAGAAAGAGGUGAAGGAGGCCAACAAGUACUACUUCAUCGAGUCCUCCAUCGCUCUCUUCAUCUCCUUCCUCAUCAAUGUGUUUGUGGUGGCCGUCUUUGCAGAGGCCUUUUAUGGCAAGACCAACAUGGAAGUGAGUCUGCAGUGUAAUGAAACAGGAAGUGCUCACAGUGAGCUUUUCCCAGCCAACAAUGAGACACUGGAGGUCGACAUCUACAAAGGGGGUGUGGUUCUGGGCUGUUUCUUCGGCCCGGCUGCGCUGUAUAUUUGGGCCAUCGGGAUCCUCGCCGCUGGGCAGAGUUCAACCAUGACCGGAACCUACUCGGGUCAGUUUGUGAUGGAGGGCUUCCUGAACCUGCGCUGGUCCCGCUUCGCUCGCGUGCUGCUGACGCGUUCCAUCGCCAUCUUCCCCACGCUCCUGGUGGCCGUCUUCCAGGACGUGCAGCAUCUCACCGGCAUGAACGACUUUCUGAACGUGCUGCAGAGCAUGCAGCUGCCGUUUGCUCUGAUCCCCAUCCUGACCUUCACCAGCCUGACCUCACUGAUGAACGACUUCGCCAACGGACUCGUGUGGAAGAUCGGCGGGGGUCUGCUCAUCCUGGUGGUGUGCGCCAUCAACAUGUACUUUGUGGUGGUGUAUGUGACGGCCCUCAACAGCACCGUCCUGAGAGAGAGAGAGAGAGUGUGUGUGUGUGUGAGACUAAAUGUCCACACAAAGAUAGUGUGGCGCUGUCUGAUCGCUCUGGGCGUCUCUCGUCUGGACUUCAGAGGUUCGGUUCAGUAUCCGCCCUCCGUUCUCAUGGAUGAACAGCCAGAGUUUGAUUCCUGAAGCAGUAUGAACACUUGCUUGUUCUUCCAGUGUGAGGAACGUCCUCACUGUAACCAACAGCACAAUCCAAAUAUUAGUCUUUUUUUCUUGGUUUUCCUGCAUCAGUUCCUGAUCACUUUGUAUAGAUCUACUAUUGUAGGUCUGGCAGAACUGAUAGAUCUACUGUGCUCCUCAGAUAACUUAUUUACUACAACAGCUGCAGAAAUAUGGGCUUAAAAUGAUUCCUUACAGAACGUACCCCGAGCGGUCUGUGUACAAUCAGUGUGAAGUCAAGAUAAUUUAACAGUACAAAUUAAACAUAAUGACUCGCUAACUAAUGAUUCAUUUGCUGAUGAACGGCAGACUAGAAGGUUUGAACCGUUAUUUGUAGGUUCUCAAAGGCUGCUUUUCUUACCAUGAAUAAGCUGAUGAAGU
Messenger RNA from Sinocyclocheilus rhinocerous, 2344 nucleotides. It is a transcript of the gene slc11a2, whose product is annotated as solute carrier family 11 member 2. Gene Ontology annotation, biological process: manganese ion transport; iron ion transmembrane transport. Bases 284 to 1930 code for a protein of 548 amino acids. The transcript is spliced from 17 exons. The record is from RefSeq and is a predicted model, not a curated record. NCBI's taxonomy places the organism in Eukaryota, Metazoa, Chordata, Actinopteri, Cypriniformes, Cyprinidae. Gene Ontology annotation, cellular component: plasma membrane; endosome membrane; lysosomal membrane. Gene Ontology annotation, molecular function: iron ion transmembrane transporter activity; manganese ion transmembrane transporter activity; cadmium ion transmembrane transporter activity.